AUGGGGGAGGCAGCGGCGGCGGCGGGAGGCAGCGCGGUCCCUCCGCUACCGCCGUCGGAGGCGGUCGGGGGGCAAGUGAACGCCCUGACCGUCCUGGCCUUGCUGGAGAAACUGGUAUCGAUGUUGGAAGCGGUGGAAGGGCAGCAGCGGCAGAUGGAGCAGAGGCAGCGGGGUUUGGAAGGGGCGGUGCGGGGUAUUCAGGGAGACCUGGGGAAGUUGUGCCGCAGCCACGGGGCGACGGGGGAAGCGGUGGAGAAGCUGCUGGAAAAGUCGCGGAAGGUGUGCGCCCACACCCGCGCCGUGCGGGAGCGGCUGGAGAGGCAGUGCGACCAGGUGCGACGCCUGGAGCAGCAUCACGCACAGCUGCUCCGGCGGGACCGCUUCAAGGUGCUCAUCUUCCAGGAGGAAAAUGAGAUCCCUGCCAGUGUUUUUGCAAAAGAGCCCAUUCCCAGCCUUACAGAAGGAAAAGAGGAGCCUGUGGAUGAGAACAAAACACUGGAGGAAACCUUGCACACAGUAGAGUUAUGUUCAGAUGAUGAAAUGUUUCACGAGGAAGACGAUGUGGAUGACAGUGCAGAGGAGAAAACAGAAGAAUCAAGAGCUGAGAAAAUUAAAAGAUCCAGCCUCAAGAAGGUAGACAGCCUCAAGAAAGCAUUUUCACGCCAAAACAUCGAGAAGAAGAUGAACAAGAUCAGCACAAAGAUUGUCUCGCCUGAACGGAGAGAAAAGAUCAAGAAAUCGCUUACUGUACAUCAUCAGAAAUCCUCUUCUUCAAAGAGUUCGGCUUUAAAAGUAUCUCCCCUCACGUUCAACGUGAAGAAAGUCCGUGAAGGAGAAAGCCCUGCUGAAGCUGAGGACAGACCAACAGAAACUACAAGCAAUGACCAAGCUGAGAAUGAGGAUGAAAUGUCAUUUGCCGACAUGCACUCAGAUAUGACACCUACCACCUCGCUGACCGAGGAGGGCAAAGCAGUAGCUGAUUCUCUAGAGAAGGAAGCCAGAAUGGAAGGGAACACCAUGAUGAACAACAACAUCGAGCUGUCCAUUGUUGAAGAUGAUGAAGAGUAUGGGAUGCCUCUAGAAGUUUCUAGCCAGAAACUGUAUGAUGAAAGAAACAACCCAGUCGGCGGGGAAAUGGAACAAUCUGACGAAGAAACAACCCAAGCAGCUGUCCUCCGGGUAGACCAAACAGCGUAAUCAACCCAAGCCUUCCUUCGCCUUCCAGAUACGCACGGUUUUACUUAGGCGAGUAAUUGGUUUCUGCUACACAGGCGGUAGUAGUGAUUCAGUUUCUUCCAUCCUUUUCUCUGCAGUGGUAAUUUAUUGCAUCGUGUUGGAAUGCAAAGUGAACAAGGUCAAUGACACAGGCUGCAACGUGUUCCGUUUUAGGCCAAGUCACUGGUGUUUAUUAAUUUAGAGAUGCUGUCAGCUGGCGUAAGAGGCUAGCAGGAAAAGAGUAUGUCUAGUAGAAGCAAGCUGGUCAGCUGGCUUUCUUAUAGUUAGGUCGGAGGAAUGCGUGGAGAGUAGUCAAAACCCAAACAUUUCUGUUCUGUUUUCUUCUCCCUCAGUAUUUCACAGCACUGUGAGUAGUUUUGUAUGUAAAUGUAGAAAUACCAAUGAGAACAUUUGAUUUCAGUUUCCUUGCUAUGCUCCAUGAAUACUAACAGCCUCAGUAACUGUGCAUACACGUAUAGUUUGUUUGGGGCUUUGCUCCACGACGCUGUAAGACUGAAAGAGCAGAGUACUUAGAGGGCGAAGCUGAAAAGUUGGUUCCAUCCAUUUCAGUGGAGGAAAGAUUUUUGCCAGUAGUCUCUCACUAUUCACUUUAGAAGAAAUUACUGUGUUUAGGUGGAAACGAAAAGAUGUUUUUCAAUCUACCAGAGUUAUGGAAGUACAUUAGUGACAAGCAUGAAUGUGUGAUCAGUUACUGUACCUUUAAGGGAUCAGAAAUUGAAAAGAAAAAAAACCAGAAGGAAUUUGAUAGAAACAUGGAGAUAGUCUGAAGAAAGUAUGAAAUGCUAUGAAAUGUAAAAAAAGCAAAAAUAAAACCCCGCAAUAUUAAAUCUAUACUCCCAGCUUAAAGAAUAUGUACUCAGAUAACACUAAUUAAUUCUUAGUCUUUAUAGCAAUAUACUAUUUAACUUUGCACCUGCACAACUUUGUAUCUCAGAGUAUUUUGAAAAUAGCAUAAUUUAUCUUUUUACAAAUAAUUUCAUAUAUAGAGCUAUAUCUACACAGAAGAGUUAGAUAAGUACAGGGAUGUAAGGACAAUUUUUUCAAAAAGGUGAAAUACUCUUUUAGGCAUGUCUAAAGGGAACAAUGUGUUAUGGAUUGAACUUCAUGGCAGGGAUGAGUUUACGUAAGGAUGAGUCUGCAAAGCCACAGGAUUUGAUUCUCUGCUAAUAACUUUCAUCAAAGCCACCUAUCUGCUCUCAAAAUUACAAGUCUGUGAUUUUUCAAAAUUAAUGGAAAAUGAGAGGUUACAGGGUAGUUUGUUCACUAUGAAUGUUCAUUCCUGUCACUUAAUAAAGGUAAGGGGGAAGGGAGGAAAGGGAAGCACAAUACCCACAACACUUACCUUACAUCCUUGUUUGUUUAUGCAGUGGGUUAUUUUUAUUUUUUUAUAUAUAUAUAAAAUUCUACUGAUACUUAACAUUGCACUAAAAGGUUGCUUCCUUCAACUUGUAUUUAGAAUCACAAAUUACAGGGAAAAUAAAAACUACAGCAAAAAUACCAUUAUGAAAUGAUUAACAGGUAUUACUCCACAGGGGUAAUAUCUGUAACCAGUAAAUCACACUGGAAGUUAGUCGAUAAGAGCUUAGUGUAGGCGAGUACUAUUAAGAGUUAAGCUCUUAGGUGUAUGGUAUCAUAUAGGAGAUACUGUUUGUAAGAAAAAUCAUGGCAUAACUCGUGCAGCUAUGUUUUUAUUUUGUAUUAACUACAAUGGAUUUCAAUCAUUUUUACUUGUAACUAACUACAAAUAUGACAAAUAAAAGCAUAACAUAAAACACA
Gymnogyps californianus (California condor) is the source of this 3012-nucleotide messenger RNA. It is a transcript of the gene CAVIN2, whose product is annotated as caveolae associated protein 2. The coding region runs from base 1 to 1197 and encodes 398 amino acids. Gene Ontology annotation, molecular function: protein kinase C binding. Gene Ontology annotation, cellular component: caveola; cytoplasm. The transcript is spliced from 2 exons. The record is from RefSeq and is a predicted model, not a curated record. Lineage: Eukaryota; Metazoa; Chordata; Aves; Accipitriformes; Cathartidae.